Ceratotherium simum simum (southern white rhinoceros) is the source of this 939-nucleotide messenger RNA. The record is from RefSeq and is a predicted model, not a curated record. NCBI's taxonomy places the organism in Eukaryota, Metazoa, Chordata, Mammalia, Perissodactyla, Rhinocerotidae.
AUGAAGACUGAGAACCAGAGCAGCAUGUCGGAGUUCCUCCUCCUUGGGCUCUCCUUCUCGCUGGAGCGGGAGGUCUUAUUCUUCACCUUGUUCCUAGGGAUGUACCUGACCACAGUGCUGGGGAACCUGCUCAUCAUCCUUCUCAUCAGGCUGGACUCUCGCCUCCACACCCCCAUGUACUUCUUCCUUAGCCACUUGGCCUUCUCUGACAUUUCCCUUUCAUCUGUCACAAUUCCAAAGAUGCUCAUGAACAUGCAGACUCAGCAACAAUCCAUCCCCUAUGUGGGGUGCAUUUCUCAGAUGUGUUUUUUCUUAGUUUUUGCUUGUCUUGAUAAUUUCCUUCUCGCAGCGAUGGCAUAUGACAGGUAUGUGGCCAUCUGUCACCCACUCCACUACACAACUGUUAUGAGGCAGGAGUUGUGUGUCUCCUUAGUAGCUGGGUCUUGGUUAUUCUGUUGUGCACAUGCUCUUUUGCACACCAUCCUCUUGGUCCAACUGUCCUUCUGUGUUGACAAUACCAUCCCCCACUUCUACUGUGACCUCACUGCCCUCCUAAAGAUGAGCUGCUCAGACAUCUCCGUUAAUGAGAUGGUCAUUUUCACUGAGGGAGGAAUGCUUUUCUUUUUGCCUUUGAGUAGCAUCUUGGGGUCAUAUAUCCGGAUAGGGUCCACUGUCCUGAGAGUCCCCUCCACCAAGAGACUCUUUAAAGUCUUUUCAACCUGUGGCUCCCAUCUCUUUGUGGUGUCCUUAUACUACGGGACACUUGCAGGUGUUUACUUUUUCUCAUCAUCACGGAGCUCCAAUGACAAAGACAUAAUUGCUUCAGUCAUGUAUGCAGUAGUUACUCCCAUGUUGAACCCCUUCAUAUAUAGCCUGAGGAACAGAGACAUAAAACAGGCCCUAUUAAUAUUUGUCAAUAGGGCUAAGUUCUUUAAGUGA